AUGUCAAACUCCAAAGAUGCCGCCUCCUUUGUCCAACCACACGACUCGGCGAAGCUUGUGCCUCAUGACAAGCUUCACUACGACACCGUUACCUCAUUUAGCGAUCCUGUACCAAAAGAUCGAGACUUGACUUCCAGUAUCUCGGAUUCUGAUGAAGAAGGCCUGGCAUUGCAGAAGAAUCCUUUCCUAGACCCCGAGGUUGCCGAAUAUUGGACCACAGCCUAUGAGAAAUCGCAGUAUGAGUGUCGUCAUGUUUUCGAUCCUACUUUCACUUGGACCGAGGAAGAGGAGAGAAGGCUUGUGAGAAGAUUGGACUGGCGUGUUUGUUUGUGGGCAUGUGUCAUGUUCUUUGGUUUGCAGGUCGACAGAGGCAACUUGAUUCAAGCAGCGGCCGAUAAUCUGCUGAAGGAUAUAAAAGUCAAUACGAAUGACUACAACUUUGGAAACGUCAUUUUUCUGUUCUCGUUCCUCUUAGCUGAGCUGCCGUCUCAGUUGAUCUCAAAGAAAAUCGGACCAGAUAGAUGGAUCCCAAUGCAAAUUAGUCUUUGGUCAAUUGUCGCUAUGUCUCAGUGUGCAAUCCAUAACCGAACGGGUCUCUAUGUCACUCGCUGCCUGUUGGGUCUAUUGGAAGGCGGCUUCAUCCCAGACAUUGUCCUCUGGUUGUCCUAUUUCUACACUUCACGGGAGUUACCAACUCGACUAAGCUUCUUUUGGUGUGCGCUCUCUACUACGACCAUCAUCACUUCGCUCAUGGCUUUUGGUCUUCUACGUAUGCGGGGUAUUCAAGGCUGGAGCGGAUGGCAGUGGCUGUUUUUGAUCGAGGGUCUCAUCACACUUUGUGUUGGAAUCGCUUCUUUCUUUAUGAUGCCAGCAUCGGCAGUACAGACCAAAACCUGGUUCAGACCGAAUGGGUGGUUCACUGACCGCGAGGUCAAGAUUGUCGUCAACAGGGUUCUUCGAGACGACCCUUCAAAGGGUGACAUGCACAAUCGACAAGCCAUCACGCCCCGCCGUCUUUGGGAGGCGGCAAAAGAUUAUGAUCUUUGGCCCCUAUACGCGAUAGGAAUGAUUGCUUACAUCCCUCAAGCGCCACCAGCAACUUACAUCACUCUUACAUUGAAGUCACUCGGCUUCAGUACAUUCAACACGAAUUUGCUAACAAUACCAUACUCACUUGCUCACAUCAUCACGCUCCUUGGACUUACGUGGUUAAGUGAGAGAACAAAUCAACGCGCUAUGGUCGCAAUACUCCAGCCAAUCUGGACACUGCCUUGCAUUAUUGCUUUGCGCUUCUGGCCUGGAUCCUUAACCAACGCCUGGGGUACGUUUGCCUUAACAACAGUGCUUCUCUCGUAUCCCUAUUGUCAUGCCAUUCUCGUCGGUUGGGCAUCCAAAAACUCCAACAACGUCGGAGCUCGAUCUGUCUCCACCGCAUUCUACAACAUGUCAGUGCAACUCGGGAACAUUUGUUCAAAUUUCAUGUAUCGCCAGGACGAUAAGCCCUUGUACCGUCGCGGUAAUCGAAACCUGCUGAUUGUCAACUUUCUAUCCAUCGGACUCUUCCUAUUCACAAAAUGGUAUUAUGUGCAGAGAAAUAAGCAGAGGGAUCGUGAGUGGGCGAAGUUGACACCGGAGCAACAACGGGACUAUAGGGAUAACACAACUCUGUCGGGUUCGAGGAGAAAGGAUUUCCGGUUUGCGCAUUGA
Molecule: messenger RNA, 1707 nt
Organism: Glarea lozoyensis ATCC 20868
Lineage: Eukaryota; Fungi; Ascomycota; Leotiomycetes; Helotiales; Helotiaceae
Product: MFS general substrate transporter
Exons: 3
Coding region: 1-1707 (568 amino acids)
Biological process (GO): transmembrane transport
Cellular component (GO): membrane
Molecular function (GO): transmembrane transporter activity
Source: RefSeq, a predicted model, not a curated record